GGAGGAGGGACGAUGAAGGCUAUAAAGACUGCCGUCUGUGCUCUGGGUUUGUCAGAAGCCUUCGAAUCUUACCUGCCUGUCCCUCCUCAAGCCUCCACCUGCCGACCGAGUUCUUCACUUCCUGAACAUUACGAUGUCUUUGCCAACUCCCUACUCGAAGAACUUUUCAAAAGUACUGGAAGCAAAUAGAAAGAUUGGAAUCGAUGCCGUCUUCAAAGGAGAUGGCGACAUAUUCACUGUCAUGCUGCUGUGUGAUGGAGACAACGAAAUGGCGGACGCGCUGCUCAUUUUGGACAUCGAUAGCUCUCAGAUUAAAAUUUCUUACCGCAAAGACGGCGUAAGAGAAACUCCCAAAAUAGUUCCAAGGUGUGACUGCAUAACGGACAAUCAGCUGCGUCUGUUCAUCGAAACGGAGACCAAACAAUUCAAGAUGACUCUAAACGAAAAAAAAUUGGAGAACCUUUCUUACAACUUUCCUCUGAAGAUGGUGAAAUCCAUCUGGAUCGACGGAGACAUUAAUCUUAACAAGGUCGCCUUGCCAGACGAUGCUAUCUAGGGAUCAGAUUCGAACCCUUUGUACUCCAGAAAAAUGAACUCAGUAAUUUACCUUCUAGUUCUCAUGUCUUGAUAUAAUACGCCUCCUCGGAAAUCAUGUCAAAUAUUCAAGUAUUUCAUUUGUUACUGGCUGUUUUGCUGUGAGUAGAGUAUUGCAGACAAGCAGAGAAAUUAGUUAAGCUAAUUUUUAUGUAUACUCAUCUUGGAAACAUAUUUGCCGCAGUUGUUUUUACAAUUCAGUAAACUAAGAUAAGGUGACCAGACGUCCCGCAUUAGGCGGGACAGUCCCGCUUUUGACCUCGUGUCCCGCCUGCUCAUCGGGCGGGACCCCCAAUGUCCCGCUUUCUGGCUUUCUAGCAAGUCCAUCAAACGUCCCGGUUGUCUUUAAAAAUCGGAAAACCGUACGCUGAUUCGGCGUUCUUUGACGGUUACGACACCAUCAUGGGCACCUGUCCCGCUUUCGCCCCCGAAACGUCUGGUCACCUUAACUAAGACAAGCAGAAAUUAUUAUCGUGGAAAAAAAUGGACAAACUAAGUAGACAUACAGAAAGAUCAACAAAGUAAGACUACUGACUAAUUCUGGGGAACUCAACAUUACAUGUAACUACUAUUGUAUCAUCACAUCGAAUAGUAAAAUAAAGUGAAUCACAAUUUACAAUUAUAUUAUAAACACAUUAGCUAUAAAUAAAGUGAAUGACAAUUUACAAUUAUAUUAUAAACAUUAAAAAUAACACAUUAGCUAUAAAUACUUCUGAAUAAUAAUAAUAACAGGUUUUCUUACCCAAUGAAUUGUAUUUCUUUUCUGCUUUCCUGUCCCAUUUAUUGCAAAUAAAAUUUU
This is a messenger RNA of Pomacea canaliculata, 1393 nucleotides long. RefSeq lists its product as uncharacterized. Gene Ontology annotation, molecular function: carbohydrate binding. NCBI's taxonomy places the organism in Eukaryota, Metazoa, Mollusca, Gastropoda, Architaenioglossa, Ampullariidae. Bases 134 to 556 code for a protein of 140 amino acids. The record is from RefSeq and is a predicted model, not a curated record. The transcript has 4 exons.